Messenger RNA from Nerophis lumbriciformis (worm pipefish), 1814 nucleotides. Its product is annotated as alpha-(1,3)-fucosyltransferase 7-like. The record is from RefSeq and is a predicted model, not a curated record. NCBI's taxonomy places the organism in Eukaryota, Metazoa, Chordata, Actinopteri, Syngnathiformes, Syngnathidae. Gene Ontology annotation, molecular function: alpha-(1->3)-fucosyltransferase activity. Gene Ontology annotation, cellular component: membrane.
UCCUCCUCCAAAAAGUCCAAGCAACACAAUGUAACCAUCCUGCAGUGGCACUGGCCCUAUGACAAGGUUUUGAAUUUCACCCAGGACAUCUGCUGGAAAGGCUUUGGCAUCCCAAACUGCAGGGUUGUGACACAGAGGUCCUUGUUUUCAGAGGCGGACGUGGUGGUGUUCUUUAACCGAGAGCUUAGCAUUAACAAGGAGAAACUGCCCCUAGAGCUUCCCAGACCGCCAGGCCAGAGGUGGGCUUGGAUGACCAUUGAGGCGUCUGUGCGCAACGGAGACCGGAGACGAUUUGCAGGUUUGUUCAACCUCACUGUGCACUUCAGGAGGGACGCAGAUGUUAGCAUACCAUACGGUGGACUUCUACCACAGGACUCUAAAACUCCAAUGGAAAACAUCCAAUGGAAAAAAACAGAUCUGGUCUGCUGGGUGGUCAGCAACUACCAAGAGUCGUACAAAAGAAGCCAAGUGUACAAAGAACUCAGCGCUGUCGUCCCCGUGAAGGUCUACGGACGGUGGGCAAAUGUUCCUCUUGCGCCCAAAGACCUUCUUCCCACCCUAUCUCGCUGCUAUUUCUAUUUAGCCUUCGAGAACACCAUCGCCAAAGAUUACAUCUCCGAGAAGCUGUGGAGGAAUUCUUACCAAUCUGGGGCGGUUCCGGUCGUCCUGGGAGCAUCUGUGCAAGAUUACGAGGCUGUGGCGCCGCCUCACUCGUUCAUCCACGUUGACCAGUUUGCGUCGGUGAAAGAGCUUGGCAAGUAUCUGCAGCAGCUGGCGGGCGACGUCAAGCACUAUCGCGAGUAUCUGCAAUGGAGGAGAGAGUGGAAGGUGGAAUUGCACAACAACUUGAAGUGGAGAUUGUGUCAGAUCUGUUUGCGGUAUCCCAGCUUCCCUCCGCACAAGGUCUACGAUGACCUGGAGGCCUGGGAUAACGUUGUGUAGGAGGGAGGGAGAGAGAGAGAGAGACGUAUGCUGCAAUGUUUAGUCAGUCAGAUUAUACCUCCUUUAAAUACAACAACUUUUCAUUUGUGGAAUUAGAACAAGUGUGUCUGUUUUCUGCUGUAAAUUGUGAACUUGUAUUUAGGUUCCGUGUUUUGGUUUGUUAACUGUGAAAAAUUAGAACACAACACACAUAUGUAUAUCAUAACAUCAUAUAUAUAACAACACAUGGAUCUCACUCUAAAUAAGCAAAAAAAAAAAAACCAAGAUGACAGGUAAUGAAAUAUACAAUAUUACUGGGUCAAAAAAAAAAUAGACAUCACAAUCAAAGCUAAAGACACCACUGAUACAGCUUUCAAAACUCUGAUACCAAUGAUAAUGAUGUAUUUUUCUUUAUGGCAUUGAUGCACAUGUGAAUGUUUGAUGUGUUUGAUUCUUGAUAUUAUGUGACAUGCAUAAAAUAUAUUAGAGUUAAGUCAUCUGAUGCAAAUGCAAUGGACAAGAAGUACAAGAAUGGAAUUAUAAUGAGUAAAGACCGUAGAGACCACUGGCCCUGCGAUGAUCUGGCGACUUGUCCAAGGUGUACGCCGCCUUCCGCCUGAAUACAGCUGAGAUAGGAUCCAGCACCCCCCGAGACCCCAGAGGGACAAGCGGUAGAAAAUGGAUGCAUGGAUGGAUAUUUUAUCACUUCAAGCCCCUUGAACACCUUUGUUUACUUGAUUUCUCUCUGAGCCAUGAAUCUACUGUGAAUAUUCUGUCCUUCCCUUUAACAAAGACUCAUCGGCUAAUGUAGGCUGUGGACGGGUAUGGAAGCUCAUAAUUUGUCAACUGAGAUGUCCAUGCACCUUGGAAUAAGACUGGUGUUUCUGAGUGAU